Molecule: messenger RNA, 486 nt
Organism: Diprion similis
Lineage: Eukaryota; Metazoa; Arthropoda; Insecta; Hymenoptera; Diprionidae
Gene: Uxt
Product: protein UXT homolog
Exons: 2
Coding region: 36-470 (144 amino acids)
Biological process (GO): negative regulation of transcription by RNA polymerase II
Molecular function (GO): transcription corepressor activity
Source: RefSeq, a predicted model, not a curated record
AAUUUAAUCAAUUCAAAAAAGUUUUAUUCAUCGAAAUGGAUCCGUUCAUAGAGAAAAAGGUGGCGCAGUUCGAGGCUUACGUGAACGAAGUGCUGCAAGAAGAUUUGAAAAAGCUGGAGUUAAAGUUGAACGAAAAGAACGCAGAAACGGCUGAGUUUCUUCAAUUGAAAUCGACGAUAUCGGCGCUAAAAUCUAUGCGAUCUGAGUCCAAUAAAGGCUUUAAGACUAAACUAGACAUCGGAAACAAUUUCUACGUUCAAGCAGAGGUCGAGGACGCUUCGACGAUCCUACUCGACGUCGGUCUCGGUCAUUUUGUCGAGUUUACUUUAGACGAAGCGGUCGUCGUUAUCAACGUCAGACUCAAAUUGCUCGACAGACAAGUAAAAAACAUACGCAGAGAGAGCGCCAAAACAAAAGCGCACAUCAAAUUGAUAUUGAUGAGCAUCAUGGAACUUCAAGGCAUGAAAUAAUGCGACGAUAAAAUAU